Baudoinia panamericana UAMH 10762 is the source of this 2287-nucleotide messenger RNA. RefSeq lists its product as uncharacterized. Gene Ontology annotation, molecular function: phosphatidylinositol-3-phosphate binding. NCBI's taxonomy places the organism in Eukaryota, Fungi, Ascomycota, Dothideomycetes, Mycosphaerellales, Teratosphaeriaceae. Gene Ontology annotation, biological process: retrograde transport, endosome to Golgi; intracellular protein transport. The coding region runs from base 281 to 2287 and encodes 668 amino acids. Gene Ontology annotation, cellular component: retromer complex; retromer, tubulation complex; endosome. The record is from RefSeq and is a predicted model, not a curated record. The transcript has 3 exons.
UUGCCCUGGACGCCGUCGAGGUGAGCAUGUAGUCGCUACCUUCGGAAUCUGAAACAUACGGCAUCGAUGUGUGCUAUGAUUCCAAUGUUUCUUGUUCUGUCCAGGGCAGCUUUCGCCGCAUCUUGCCGCUGAAGUGGCGCAUGGCUUCGAGAUGAGGUUGAAAGAAGCCUACGCGGCCAAGAGCAUUCGCCUUGAGUGAUCCUUCGUGCGUAUCGUUGCCGCGCCCAUCUCAAGAUCAUCCCAUGAACAGCUGAACAGUCCCUCACCAGCAAUUCAUCGAAUGCGCAGUGCUAUCGACAGGCAAAGGAAUAAAGAUAGAGUUGCACGCACACCGUCCAACCUCCGCUUCCAGCGACGCCAGUCCGAGCGCGCUUUCUAUGAGGGUGCCUUGAGAGACCCCAAUCAGCCUACCAUGGAUUAUAGUACGGGAGGAGGGCAGAGUCCGUGGGCCAGUAGCCCGGAGGCGAACAGGACGAGCUUUGGCGACGGGCCUGGUGGGAGCGGUCCGCGACAUGAUCUACCUGGGCCUGCCAUGCCGGAGCAUCAGCGGGAGGAGCAUGGUGCCAAUGGCACUCAAGCACAGGCCCAGCAACAGGGGCAUGCGUAUCAGCAGCAGCAACAGCCUGGGUCGUGGUCGCCCGAGCAGCAACAGCAGUGGCAUUACCAGCAACAGCAGCAGCAGCAGCAGCAGCAAUACGGCCCGGGCCAAGACCGGAUGGCUGCCGAAGAGGGCAGACGUCCACACUCGACUCGCUACCACAACAUGCCACCGCACCAACAACAGACACGGCAGCAGCACGUGCCGCAGUACAAACUCCAGGCCAAGAUCACAGGGCUGGAGAGGACGGGGAAGAAGGACCCGAUUCUGCGCUUCGAUGUCUACGUAUGCAAGAUCUACGACCUCAUGAAUGUAAUCUUGGCUGACAUUGACCACCAGACCAACCUGCCCAAGUUCAGGACCACCCAGUUCCGAGACAUCCGCCGCACGCACUCCGAGUUCGAGAAACUUGCCAAUCAUCUCGUGGCCUCCAACCCAGAAGCUUUGGUUCCCGCUGUGCCACCACCGUCUUCGAGCGCCGGAAUGGGAACGGACGAAGAUGAAGCACGCACUAAAGCUGCGAUGCAGAGAUGGCUAAACGUAGUCUGCAGUAACGACGUGCUCAUGCGAGACGAGGAGAUGGUGUUCUUCGUCGAGUCCGACUUCGGCUACUCGCCGGUUGUGCGGAAACGGCAGCCGGCGACGGGUGUACGGCGAAAGAUGCUCAAGCAGUUCGCGCCGCCGCCAGACGACACGCCGGAGCUGCUUGAGAGCAGGCCGAUCGUGAAAGCGUUCUACCUCGGCGCGAUGGACAGCCAGCAGAAACUGGACAAGGUUGUCCGGCAUAGGCGCUCACUUGGCGUUGCGGAGUCGGAUCUAGGCAUCAAACUGGCUUCACUCACGGCACAAGAGACGCAUCCUGGACUUGGCAAUGCUUACCGCAAGCUGGGCAGGGUCAUCCAAUCGACCGGCGACUUUCAUGCCGCGCAAGGGACGGCGGAAGCGGCGACGCUUUCCGACCCCCUCGCGUACCACAGCAGCGACGCCUUGAUCGUGAAGGAGACGCUCACGAAUCGGCACAUCCUUCUGCGCGAGCUUAUCCAAGCCCAACAGUCCACUCGCGCCAAGCUGGCCGCCGCGGACCGCCUCAAAGCCUCAUCCAGCGUCAAGCGUGACAAAGUCGACGAGGCCAUCUCCGCCCUGGACGAAGCACGCAGUCACGAAUCCUACCUGAUGCAGAAGACGCAGCGCGUGACUGCUAACCUACUAGUGGAGAAGCGGAAAUGGUUCGCCCGCACGGCCGCCGACAUGCGUGCCAGCAUCCGCGAGUACGUGAUUCGUGAGAUCGAGGCCGAGCGCCGCACCCUCGCCACUUUGGAGCAAGUCCGCCAUGAUGUCCGCAACAUUGACGCCUCGGGUGGUCUGAGCCGACUCGGAAGGGAAGCUCAUCCAGUCGUAAGACGCACUAGCAUGGCGUCCUCGCAGGGACCAAAAGGCGACGCCUGGUCCGGCGUACCCAGACGGCCGGACGGGCUCAACCGAAGCAUCUCCGGGAGUUUCGUCGCGGGGCAGACGGUACCUGAAGAAGGCGAGGAGGAGGCGGAAGAGGGUGGGGCGGAGGGUGCGGUGAAGGGGCGGAAGAGGGGUACGAGUAGUGUCAGUAGUUUGACGAAGGUUGAGGAGGACGAUGAUGCCGAUCGGGUGGAUGCUAGGAACGCCGCUUCGAGGUUGGCGCAGACGACGUUUUAG